Emiliania huxleyi CCMP1516 is the source of this 759-nucleotide messenger RNA. RefSeq lists its product as hypothetical. The transcript has 4 exons. The annotation marks the transcript as partial. The record is from RefSeq and is a predicted model, not a curated record. NCBI's taxonomy places the organism in Eukaryota, Haptophyta, Isochrysidales, Noelaerhabdaceae.
AUGGCGCGGGCUGCGGCAGAGCUUCGCGCACAGGAGGAGAGGGCGGCGCAGCUGGCUUCUGAGCAGGAGGCUGCGAGGCGAGCGGAGCGCGAGGCGGCAGAGCUAGCGGGUGCGGCGAAGCCGCGGCAAGAGUACAUCAGCCGCAAGCGCGAGGAGUUUGCUGUCGCGGGCAGCCAGACGGCGACGCAUGCCUUCGGGACACCCUACCUUCGCAGCUGCUCACUCGACGCCGUCCUGUCGUGGAUAGCAUUCCUCUUCAUCUGCUGGCCCAUCGGGGUCGUGCUCGUGCUGUCCGGCUGCUGCGGCCCGCUGCUGUUCCAGAGGUUCGCCAUGUGGUGCCUGACCGGCCCGCUCCGCAACUCGCUGCUUGGUGUGCUGCUGAUGCGGAUCCCGUCGCUGACCUAUGACCUGGCGAUGAACGGGUACCAGUUCCUCUUUCAGGGGUUUGAGCAGCGCAUGUGGACCGACACGCUGCUGCCGGCCAGGCGCGAGUACCUCGACGCCAACUUUGGGCGCAACCUCAUGCUCUGGGACACAUGCCCGGGCGAGGAGCACGCCGUCGCCGUCAUCUCGAUCGUGGUGGGUGCCUUCCUCGACUACCACAAGCCGGCCGGAGGCGGGCCGCCCGAGAACACGCGCACCGCCGGCGACGCGGAGGCGACGAGCGAGCCGCGGGCGGCGCUGCGCGAGGAUGCGGAGCUGGCAGAGGCGCUGCGCCGGUCAGAGGUGGAUGCGGAGGAGGAGGCUCUGGCGCGUCGG